GCAUAAUGCAAAAUACGUGCAUUUUAUCCGAAAACUAAUCGAUCCAAAAUUCAAUCAAAUUAAGUGAUGACACCCAUGCAAAACCGAACUUAUAACCCAAAUGAACAUUGAAGAAUAUUUCUUUUCACCGUAGAAGAGUUUAAUUUUGACCGCCUAAUGCAAUCCAUCUCCCCUUGCUGCAUAAAAUUGUUUAUACAGCGUUCUCAAUUUGAAUUGUUACUUUUCCCGUGAACUGCAAUGCGUUGCUUCCCCUCGGUAUGGAGUAGAUAGUUGAUUCUGUUAAUUUUGAUUGAAGGUUUUAUUUUUGAUGAGCUAUGACCCCUUACUGUUGGGUUUAAUCUUUGGUUUUGAUAUUAAUUGCUUCUAUUCUAAACACUUUCUUCUUUUCUUUUGUCCUGCUUUUCUGGGAACAGCUUGAAAUCUCUGCUUACAGUUCUUGUUACAUUCAUGAACCAAUCUUAUGUCUUAUUGAGGAGUGAACAGAUUAAAAUAUCAAAAUUUUUAAGGCAAUGUUCAAACAACUUUUGUCUUGAACAAGGAUUACAGGCUCAUACUGCUGCAAUAAAAUUGGGUUUUUCGACUCAUAUGAUAGUAAGCAAUGAUUUGGUGGAUAUGUAUUGUAAGUGCCGAAAAUUGGACAAUGCCCAUAAAGUGUUUGAUGGAAUGCAUCAGAGAAAUGUAGUUUCUUGGACAUCUCUCAUAUGUGGAUAUUUGCAUCACUGUGAUGCUCAAAGAGCAUUGUCUCUUUUUCAUGAGAUGAGUUUAUCUGAUAUUAAACCAAAUGAUUACACUUUCUCUGCCUGUUUUAAGGCUUGCAGUAUUCUGGGUAUCCCUGAAAAAGGAAUGCAAAUUCAUGGAUUCUGUGUUAAAGCUGGGUACCAAUGGUUUUCAAUUGUUGGAAAUUCAAUUGUUGAUAUGUAUGCAAAAUGUGGUAAAAUUAGAGAUGCUUUUCAGGUUUUUGAUGAAAUUGAUAUCAAGAGUCUCAUAACAUGGAAUACUAUCAUUGCAGGGUAUAGUUCUCAAGACAAUGGAAAGACUUCUAUACAAUUGUUUCGCAAAAUGCAGAAAGAGGGUGUGAUUCCUGAUGAGUUUACUUUCACAUCAGUCCUUAAGGCUUGUAACAAAAUUGGGGCGAUUUACUCUGGCACUCAAAUCCAUGGUGUAUUGAUUACAGGAGGAUUUCCUGUUUCUUCUCAGACAGCUCUUCUUGGUGCUCUUAUUGACCUGUAUGUAAGAUGUGGAUACUUGGUUGAAGCUAGGAAACUCUUUGAUAAUGUUGAUGACCGGAGUGUUGUUUCGUGGGCCUCUCUGGUUUUGGGUUAUGCACAAGCGGGUUAUUUUUCGGAUGCUAUGGUUGUGUUUAGACAGCUUAGAGAGACCAUUGUGACGGUUGAUUCGUUCACUUUGUCAGCUUUGAUUGGUGUCUUUGCUGAUCUUGCUUUCAUGGAGCAAGGGAAACAGCUUCAUGCUUAUGCCAUUAAGGUCCCCUCUGGUUUAGAGCUAGAAGCUGGGAACUCAAUUACUGACAUGUACCUAAAAUGUGGAUUAAUGGAAGAAGCAGAAAGAUUUUUCAUGGAAAUGCCGGUGAAAAAUAGAGUUUCCUAUACUGCAAUGAUCACUGGCUAUGGAAAACAUGGUCUAGGAAAAGAAGCAAUCUUCUUUUUCAAUAAAAUGGUAUCAGAAAAUGUAAGGCCUGAUAGGAUAACAUACUUGGCUAUCCUGUCAGCUUGUAGCCAUUCAGGCUUAGUAAAAGAGUGUGAAGAAUACUUUUCACAGUUGUGUAGUGACCGUUGGAUCAAGCCAGAAGUGGAACACUAUUCUUGCAUGGUCGAUCUUCUUGGUCGAGCCGGGCGUCUAACUGAAGCUAAGAAUCUCAUAGAGAGCAUGCCAGUGAAACUGAAUGUAGGUGUGUGGCAGACCCUGCUGAGCGCUUGUAAAGUUCAUGGGAACUUGGAACUCGGGAAAGAGAUCGGAAAAAUCAUCUUGGAGUUAGACGGAGAUAACCCAGUAAACUACGUUUUAAUGUCGAACCUUUACGCUAAUGCUGGAUACUGGUAUGAGUGUCAGAAGCUGCGAGAAGCUGUGAAGAAGAAAGGGUUGAGAAAAGACGCUGGCCAAAGCUGGGUUGAGAUCGACAAAGAGGUCCAUUUCUUUUAUGGUGGAGACGAUACACAUCCACUGACCGACAAAAUUCAUGAAGUGUUAAAAGAAAUGGAGAGGAGAUUAAAAGAAGAAUUGGGUUUUUCGCACGACGUAAGGUUUGCAUUGCAUGAUGUGGAAGACGAGUCUAAGGCGGAUAAUUUGAGAGUUCACAGUGAAAAACUGGCUAUUGGACUAGCACUACUUUGUGCAGGGAAGGAUCAGAACAAAAAAGUGAUACGAAUUUUCAAAAACUUGAGGGUUUGUGGUGAUUGCCACGAGUUCAUUAAAGGUUUAUCUAAGGUCUUAGAGAAAGUGUUUGUUGUUCGUGAUGCGAAUAGAUUUCACAAAUUCCAUAAUGGGGUUUGUUCGUGUGGAGAUUAUUGGUAAUGUAGUCACGUAGAUGCGUACUUAUGAUCUGCACACUGCGACUACACAGCUAUGUCCAAAACGAGUACUUCUGAAAACCCGACUGGUGCUGCUAUACAGAGUUUCGGACCCAGUUAUGAUGGAACAUUAUGUGUGUCUUUCAUCCAUGUUUUCACUACCCGAAUGCAGUAGAACCUCGACAUUCUUGGACAGCAACGCCUUGUGUUUGAAUUCAUAUUCUCAAGUGUCCCCGUCAUGUUUGAUGAACAUUUUUCACAACCAGCACGAUGUCAAAUGAGCGGUUUUUGACGACAAUGAGAAGUUGUGCUCGAACGUGCAUGAGCUUGAAUUUGUAUUCUCAUGUGACUCAUUAUGUUUUUGAUGACAGUAAUGCAGGAAAACCCGGGCAAGCAGAAGAGCAAAUGGGUCUGUCAUCUGUGUAUGAGCUCGUCUGAGCAAAUCAUCGAGUGAUGGCACAAUGUGUCGAGCAUGGAAAGGGCACAUUGUGGAUUGCUUGCUCGAGCUACUAGCAUGGGUGCUUGAGUGGGUACCCAAUUACUCGGACGAGCAGUAAUAUCUGAGCAAGCAAUGUAGAGCAACGUAGGAAAAAUGUCAUGGUUGAAUCGUGCUUGGACUAGCAGCCGAGAGCUCAAGCUAGCAACAUACUACGAGCAAGGCAGUGUGAAGGGUUGAGCUCAUGCUCGAAGAAGCAUCAAAACGCUUGGGCAAGUUAAUGUGGCGGAGGAAAGACAAUUUUUUAUUAAUAUUGACGGAAGUUAUUUGUGUAACCAUAUAAAAAUUUAAAAUCUAUAGAUUAUGUAUGUUAAUGCAAGUGUCAAAACACUUAAUAAUGAUGAUGAACUUGAUCACUUAAUUGAACAUGCUUUAGCUUGUACUUCGGAGAAGGACAAUGAGGAUGUGUUAUAUGUAAGUGAAUUAGUGUUUGGUGCUAUCAAUGAAGUGAUUGAUGUGGGGCGUUUGAGGCUUCACUGUGGAACUAUGCUUUGAACGAGUCAAGGCAUGGGAAUUGGAUUGCUCGAAUAAGGCAACACAAAAUAGCAAACAGAAGGUGUCAGAGGGGAGUGCUCGUUCGAGAACAUUGUUCUGCAGCUUCCAGUAGGUUCUAAUGAGGGUGCCUUGUUCGAGCAUUUGCCUUGGAUUUUUUUUUUUUGGUUAGUUUUUGCUUCUUGAAGGGCAUUGAAAGGUUGUGUAACUACUUAUUUAAUGCUAUAUAUAUUGUCGUGCAUUAUUGUUGAUGUUAAUUGUGGGUUUAAUGGUAAUUAAUGUGUGGUUCUAGAAUGAUGUACACCUUCAUCUAUAAAAAGGUACAUCAUUCAUAGAACAAACACACCACAAACACACAAACUUGUGAGAGGGCAAGUUUAAUUGUUAGAAACUUGAAAAUAUUCUUACUUUAUUCUAGUAUUGUGAUCUUGAGAGUUUGUUCUUAAGAAAAGAGAUAUUAUACUUGUAUUGUUGAAUCAAUUAUAAUAAAACUACAUUUUAGGGGAG
Molecule: messenger RNA, 4020 nt
Organism: Amaranthus tricolor (Joseph's coat)
Lineage: Eukaryota; Viridiplantae; Streptophyta; Magnoliopsida; Caryophyllales; Amaranthaceae
Product: putative pentatricopeptide repeat-containing protein At3g15130
Exons: 1
Coding region: 448-2529 (693 amino acids)
Biological process (GO): RNA modification
Cellular component (GO): intracellular membrane-bounded organelle
Molecular function (GO): protein binding; zinc ion binding; RNA binding
Source: RefSeq, a predicted model, not a curated record